AUGAGUAGCCUCAGGUUCCUCGAUCUUAUAAAACCCUUCGUGGCUUUCUUGCCCGAGGUUCAACAGCCCGAAACCAAGGUGCCGUUCAAUCAGAAGUUGAUGUGGACUGGCCUGACGCUGUUGAUCUUCCUGGUCAUGAGCCAGAUGCCACUCUACGGCAUUGUUUCUAGCGACACCUCCGACCCUCUGUAUUGGUUACGUAUGAUGAUGGCUAGCAAUCGGGGAACGCUGAUGGAACUGGGUAUCACACCAAUUAUCUCGUCUGGCAUGGUCUUCCAGCUCCUCGCUGGCACCCACCUGAUCGAUGUCAACCUCGAUCUCAAGUCCGACCGCGAACUAUACCAGACCGCUCAGAAACUCUUCGCAUUCGUCCUCUCCGCCGGUACCGCCACCGUCUACGUUUUCACCGGUCUCUACGGGCCCCCCUCCGACCUCGGCGCCGGUAUCGUCUUCCUCCUGAUCCUCCAACUUGUCAUCGCCGGCAUGAUCGUCAUUCUUCUCGACGAGCUUCUGCAGAAGGGAUAUGGCCUUGGUAGCGGAAUCUCCCUCUUCAUUGCCACCAACAUCUGCGAGUCCAUCAUGUGGAAGGCCUUCUCGCCCACUUCGAUCAACACCGGUCGUGGUCCCGAGUUCGAGGGAGCGGUUAUAGCCCUAUUCCAUCUGUUGAUGACUUGGCCCAACAAGCAGCGUGCUCUCCAGGAGGCUUUCUACCGACAGAACCUUCCCAACAUCAUGAACCUUCUGGCCACCCUGGCUGUCUUUGCCGCGGUUAUCUACCUACAGGGAUUCCGUGUCGAGAUCCCCGUCAAGUCUUCCCGCCAGCGUGGUGCUCGUGGCUCCUACCCCGUCCGUCUUUUCUACACUUCCAACAUGCCCAUCAUGUUGCAAUCCGCUCUCUCGUCCAACAUCUUCCUUAUCAGCCAGAUGUUGUACUCGCGUUUUGGUGACAACCUACUUGUCCGCCUGUUCGGUGUUUGGGAGGCCAAGGAAGGAACUGCUCAGCUUUCAGCGAUCUCUGGACUGGCCUACUACAUGUCCCCUCCGUUGAAUUUCCGCGAUGCCCUCCUCGACCCGAUCCAUACCGUUGUCUACAUCGCCUACAUGUUGAGUGCGUGUGCCAUCUUCUCCAAGACGUGGAUUGAAGUUUCUGGUUCGAGCCCUCGGGACGUCGCCAAGCAGUUGAAGGAUCAGGGUCUUGUGAUGUCCGGACAUAGAGACCAGAGCAUGUACAAGGAGCUUAAGCGCAUCAUCCCGACCGCUGCCGCAUUCGGUGGUGCAUGCAUUGGCGCACUGUCAGUCGCCAGUGAUUUGAUGGGCGCUCUCGGCUCGGGUACUGGUACCCUUCUUGCUGUCACUAUCAUCUACGGUUACUUCGAGAUCGCCGCGAAAGAAGGCGACCUCGCUGGCAUGAAGGGGAUGAUCAUGGGUUAA
Anthostomella pinea is the source of this 1431-nucleotide messenger RNA. Lineage: Eukaryota; Fungi; Ascomycota; Sordariomycetes; Xylariales; Xylariaceae. The record is from the annotation of a GenBank genome assembly.